This is a messenger RNA of Eremomyces bilateralis CBS 781.70, 1415 nucleotides long. Its product is annotated as putative siderophore-degrading esterase. The record is from RefSeq and is a predicted model, not a curated record. Lineage: Eukaryota; Fungi; Ascomycota; Dothideomycetes; Eremomycetales; Eremomycetaceae. The transcript is spliced from 2 exons. Gene Ontology annotation, molecular function: hydrolase activity, acting on ester bonds. Bases 49 to 957 code for a protein of 302 amino acids.
AUUUUUCUGAAUCUCUUAGAGUUUUAAAUUUGACUCUGUCGCAUUACGAUGACCAAGUGGACGUUUAGCCCAAGCCAGCCCGGUACAACCCGGAAUAUGGCAUCGUGGCAGAUCUCACGCCAGAAUCAUGAGCCUUACCAAAUAGACGUUUCGUGGCCUUUAGCCUGGUCUGCGCAGGAAAAUUCUGUUGCAAACGCUAUCUACCUAGUAGACGGAAAUGCCUUGUUUCUCAGUGCGACAGAAACCCUCCGACGACGGCAAUCUCACCGGCCUCAAGAGACGGGGACUGUCGUCGUCGCAGUGGGAUACCCUCUAACGGACUCUGUCUUCAGCCCUCGUAGAAGCGUCGACCUCACUCCACCGUGUGGCCAUUACACGCCGCCAGAUGGACCCGAUGGGAAGCCAAAGCCCAAUGCUUAUGGAGGCGCAGACAAAUUCUUGACAUUCAUCACGGAAGUUGUACAGCCUUUCAUCACCUUGAAAGUGUUUCCUCAAGUGUCCUUCGACCGAACAGCGAUAUUCGGCCAUUCCUAUGGCGGGCUAUUCGUGCUCCACACCCUCUUCACACGACCAUCCAGCUUCGAUGUUUACCUCGCCGCAAGCCCGUCAAUCUGGUGGAAUGAUCGCUUUAUCUUGUCUGAAGCGGCGCGGUUUCGUGGCAGCCCGGCAAUAUCUUCCCGUCCAGUUCUUCGGUUGUCGUACGGAUCGAGGGAGCAGGCUCCAGUUCGCGAACCAGGAGAACCUUGGGAGAGAUUUCAGUGGAGGAAGAGCGUCGCAGAGCGGCGUCGGAUGGCCGACAAUUGUAACGAACUUUACUCGGAGCUUUUAAGUAAUGAACGGUUCCGCAUAAUCCAGAAAAGAGAGUAUCUGGAUGAAGAUCACGGAAGUGUAAUUGCAGCUGCCCUGAGCGGUGGACUGGUAUAUUUUCUUGACCAAAGUGGCGAGUAUCGAUUCUAGAUCCAUGCCUAUAGUAGAACGGACAAACGAGCUGUUCUAUCGAUUACCGUGGCCGAGGUAGCCUUUACAGUUGACAACAACUUUCGGGUUCCCUACUUCAGGCACCCAGCCCUGUUCUAUCGUUCCUUGCUUUCUCUUUACAUCCAACUUAAGUAUUAUGAUCAGGGGAGAAACGUGAAUUUGCUGUAGGAGGCUAUGAUCAAGCUGCUUGGUAAUGCGAACUAACUAAAGGUAGAGGGUUGGGGGAAUUUCAGGUCCUUAAAUAGCCUGUCAGACGGCAAUGAGCCAAUGACGACAAGGCGUGCAGACUGCAGAGGUACCACAGAAUUUGACAGGAUUUGAGAAUCAGGACCUUUCGCCAAGACCGUUGGAAAGGGGAAUUCCGACCAAUUGAGUGUAAGAUCACGGGCUGCGGAAUAAUUCUUAUCAGAUUACUCACUUUUUGUGCAUCCGUGUGG